Lolium rigidum is the source of this 1282-nucleotide messenger RNA. Its product is annotated as probable staphylococcal-like nuclease CAN2. The transcript has 9 exons. Lineage: Eukaryota; Viridiplantae; Streptophyta; Magnoliopsida; Poales; Poaceae. Bases 128 to 1108 code for a protein of 326 amino acids. The record is from RefSeq and is a predicted model, not a curated record. Gene Ontology annotation, cellular component: cytoplasm.
CCUCCGGCACCAAAAGCACAAACGGCUACAGCCUCCCCCGGUUACAGACGCCGUCACCACCCCGGCUCCGACCACCACGGGCCUCCUCCGGUUCGAGCACGACCUCCUCAACUUCGUGCUCAAUAAAAUGGUUCCUGAAGGGCUCGGAAGGCAUGUUACAUCAUCCAAGAAAGCACAAGCUAAAUGGUAUAGGAAGAUCUCGGAGGCUUAUGUAAGAAUAGAACCCCCUCCGAAGACAUCGGCAGAGGCUGCCAUACUAGUUGCUACAGCUCUGGGCAAGAUCCACAGAGCUAAUCUGGAGGGUGUUCUUUCCUUCUACGGCUUCGUGAUUCCGACACCAUCUGUAGUCACAAAGAACCAUCCGGCAUCACUACCGCAUGGUGUGCAGUUCGUGCUGAACACUUUGCCGGUACAUGCAAAGUGCAUUGGAGAUGGUGAUGGCUUUACUGCUUAUGUAGACACAGCAGAUCCAGGUGAAUCAACAAAUGUGCCACAAGAAGUGCGCGAAGCUGUCAUUGCAAUGGCGCGAACACCCAAGCUCAGGAAAAGCCAAAAGAAAAAUGUGCUUCAAACUAAACUUAACAAAGCCGGAUAUAGGAUAAUAUAUACUUCAAAAGAUGAGAUCCUUGCAAGGCAAUACCGUUUCAGAUUGAGGGGCAUUGAUGCUCCAGAGAAGGAAAUGCAGUAUGGGAAGGAAUCCCAGGAUGCGCUAGUGAAGCUUAUUGCUGGCAAAAGUGUCAUGGUUCACGUAUAUGGGCAGGACCAGUAUAAUCGCUAUGUUGGUGAUAUCUAUUGUGGUGGUGUGUUCAUCCAGGAACAUAUGCUGAAGGAGGGACAUGCAUGGUAUUGCAAGAUUUACGACAGACGCCCAGAAUUUGCAGAGUGGGAGAUGAAAGCACGGCAUGCACGCCAAGGGCUUUGGGCAUCUGAUAACCCUGAAAAGCCGUGGGAUUGGAAAAGGAAGCACAAUGUGAGACAUGAGAAGAGAUCUGAUAACCCUGAUAAGACAAUGGAAUGGAGAAGGAAGACUGCACAAUGCGAGAUACAAGAGCACCCUAUUUCAGUUAUCCUUAUGGACCUGAAUCUCAAGUGGCGAGCUCUUGAAUGAUACAGAAGUCAAACAGUCUGGUAAAGAUGGAAAUUUAGCGAAAUGCAGCAAGAGCCAAAAUUUCCAUUCUCUUAUUCGGGCUUAACCUUAUCCUUAAGUAAACUAUGUACAGUUUAUGUGUAAAUGAAUUGUGGAGAGCACUGCAUGUAUACUAUUGCAAUAAGAAGUAACUUG